Symsagittifera roscoffensis is the source of this 476-nucleotide messenger RNA. RefSeq lists its product as uncharacterized. The record is from RefSeq and is a predicted model, not a curated record. Lineage: Eukaryota; Metazoa; Xenacoelomorpha; Acoela; Convolutidae.
GCGAGUUUCAAAAUCGGAUUCAUUGUACGUUUAAAGAAUUGAGACACAAGGUCAAAAAUUAAAACUAAUCUUUCCAAAUUAGCAUUGAUUCAAAAUAGAUUCAUUGACAAGCAUGUUCAAAACUUAUCAAAAAAGUUUUUCUUUUUGUAUGAUUAUAACAGCCUUGUGGAGCUGCAAGGGGUCGGAGGUAUUGUGGCCUGUCACGGUUGAAACGUUGCAACCCGGGCCUCCUUCGCCAGAUUGGGAGUCUCUCAACUUCUACUUGUCCGGCACAUUUGGCGAAAGUUCUACCGCUUGCAAAGAAUUAAGUGAUUACUACUGUCUCGAUACCUACUACACGCAGCGAAAUUUCACUUUGCCUGAGAUACGUGAAACAGAGGAAGAAGCGAAAAAUGUUAACGAAAAAGUGCGCGUGAUGGAAAAUAUUCUUGGCAGAAAUUGGAAACACAUCAAUUUCAUAGAUGAAGACGAUCCAC